AUGCAAACCAGAGUAUUUUUGAUCCUUUCCUGCAUCUCCUGCUGUUACUACCUUGUCAGUGCUAAGUUUAUCGAAUUGAUAUUUCAUGUGACGGAGCACACGGAGCCAAAUAAAUGGAUUGGAAACCUGUUUCAUUCUAUCUCACUGACUAAUCUUAACGUCCGCUCAGUAAACAUUGAAUCCCCGCCAAUGGAUGAAUGGCAUCAUCUUGUACAUAUCGACACGAUCAAUGGCGAUAUCCGAACGGCCUCUGAAAGCUUCAGCACCUUGGACCGAGAGAAGAUUUGCCCUGUUGAACCCUUCGGAAAACCGGUGCUUGACUGCCGAAUCUCCCUUUUGAUAUCUGUUGACCAAAAACUUCUGGUUUCAUUACACAUUAUUGUCGACGAUGUUAAUGACUCACCACCCGUAUUCCUUCAGAAUGGGCAAAUCGUCAAUGAAAUCUCCCUAAGGCUUCCAGAAACGGCUGAACCCGGUUCUACCACCGUUGAACUUCCUGCCGCCAUCGAUCCAGAUCUUACGUCGGCAAACUCUCCUGUUAUAUAUAACCUCAUCGGAGAAAACGUACCCUUUUCGUUGACAGUAUCUGGCUUGCCCAAGCUUAUUGUAUCCUCUCCUCUCGAUUACGAGAGGACCCAAACGUACCUUUUUUUUCUACAAGCCUGUGAAGGACGCCAGGCAAGUCACUUGUGUUCCUCCAUUCAGGUUUCUGUACACAUCGACAAUGUUAAUGACCAUAAGCCUAUUUUUGCUAACUCAACAUACAACGCGGUUAUAAAUGAGGAUAUCCCAACCGGAACAACAAUUCUAACGGUAGAGGCUACUGACGACGACUCUCCACCAUUUGGAAACGUGUCCUACUUUUUGGCGCUUCCUCACAAAGCAACCGACCAAUUCCCCUUUUCAGUAGACGAAAAAACUGGUCAGGUAUUUCUUAGCGCCAGCCACCUCGAACCGAAAAAGUAUUCCUUUGUGGUGGAAGCUACUGACGACCCCAAUAGUCAGUCUACAGCAAGCAGACGCGCAACAACGCUGGUAGUUAUUUUUGUGGCUGAUGUAAAUGAUCACAGUCCGGUUAUUGAAUUAAAACCAUCAAGCAACAUAUCAAAUGCAAAGUACACUUCGUUUGCGGAGGAAUUCGUUGUUGAACUUCAAGAGGAGGUUCUCGAUCCAACUGUGCUGGUGUAUCUUACGGUGAGGGAUAAUGACGAAGGCGCCAAUGCCCUCUGCUCCUGCCGUUUGAACAACUCUCCCUUCGCGGAUAAGCUCGAAUUAACUAAGGUAAAUCAGUUGUCACCACAAACGAGUGUCUACAGGCUAGUGGCUAACAAGCCCAUUGACGCUGAAGAUCCAACUGUGAUACAGCAUUUAAUUCAACCGGUAGAGGAGGACUCUUGCGUGGGUGUUGCCGGGUUCCUGGCGAUAAAUGUUACCUGUACUGAUUCCGGGGUCAAACCACUCGCGGCUCAGGCGACGGUGUACAUUGCACUGCAGGGUCGUGAUGAAUACCCGACAAAGUUUAUUUUUCCCGAUUCGUCUGAGAUCUAUCGUCUGUCGGUCCCUGAAAACACACUGGUGGGGACCAAGCUGAUGGAGCUUGUUGUGACCGACCAGGACACCGGAAGAUGUGUGCACAUUUGGAAGAACCUGGGUGCCGAUGAAAUCCCUGUUGACACGCUCGAUGGUGCUCUAGUGCUCACGAAAGCCCUGGAUUAUGAGACUUCCACGUCACUCACAUUUACAAUUUCUGCAGCAGAACAUGCCAACGGCCGGCAGUCGGAACAGACGGCUUCUGCAACAGUCUUCGUCGAAGUUGUAAACGUAAACGACAAUCGACCUCAAUUGACUUCAGUGAAACCAUUUGAAGCAAAAGCAUGCCGAAAACUAACCUCCAUUGUGGGUGAUUUGUUCAACCAAACUGUGGGCUGCUUUGCUAUCGAGGUUGAGGAGGAAGCAGAGGUCGGGUACCUAGCCGGUCAGUUGACGGCUUUCGAUGCCGACACACCUAACACUACGAGUGGAUUUAUUUUCAGCUUAAUUGGAGCUUACGCACCCACGAUUUCACAGAAAGAGGACAAACUACUGACAUCGCCUAUUGCAGUAACGAAGAACGGAGAACUCAUUGUAACAGGACGUCUGGACAGGGAGACAUUUAACUGGGUGAACUUGCUCAUUUCCGUAUCAGACGGAGAAGAGAGCUCUCUCUCGCUUGUUCGCGUCAACUUAGUUGAUAUUAAUGACAAUCGUCCAGUCUGGCAAUUUCCCUCGCUCACUGAUUACCACAUUUCCGUAAGUGUUUUUGCUCAGACCGAGAAAGUUAUUUCCAGGGUACAAGCGCUUGAUGCCGACUCAGGAAUCCUGAAUGGCGCCCUUGAGUAUGGGAUUCUGCCCCAACCACAAAGUAUGGCAGGCUUUUCAGGAAGCAGUUUACUGAAAGACCAACUCAUUCAUUCCUUGUAUGGAGCACAUCUGUUUUCCAUAAAUUCACACACAGGAAAACUGUCCGUGAAGCAGACCCUGCCUAACCAGACGAAUAUGCCUUACCGCCUGGACAUAACAGCAACAGACAAGGGGAGACCCCCGUUACAGUCCACGGCCCACCUUCUAAUCUCCAUAACAGAUAAAGCGUUUACUGAACUCCAGUCGAUCCAGCCAAACUUCAUUGUGAGUUCAAAUAACCUUCAAAACGAUGGUGUUGAAACAGCCAUGCCACCAUCUUCGAAUUCAGUCACAGAGAGAUCUGAAUUGCAAGGUUCCCCGAAAAAUGUUAAAAAUUGGAUUCAAAUAAUAGGCAUAUCGGUGGGAGCCCUGACACUAGUCUUUUUCAUUGCCAUAAUGGCCUUCGUGUUCUGCAAGCGAAUGCAAGGUGGAAGCCGGUCUCUUUAUCAAAAGUCCUCCAAACCAAUAGAGCUCCAGUCACAUCGAGAAAUGCAGGGUUCUCCAGAAGUGGGUUCUCCAGUACACGAGUCACUGCUAGGGCAGACGGGGGUUAAGGGAGCAGCCGUAGCUUCCGCGACCGGCCCACACCUAUCCGCACCCCCAGCAUCCUCUCCUUUAGCCCCUUCACUUCCUGUGAUCGGCAUUCCCGCCUGCUCAAUAGCCCUCAGCACAGGCGACCCCACUCAGCUAGAUGCAAGCAAUUCAAAGAACUUACCCGUUAUUGUCAGCCUCGCUGUGUUGCCCGCCGACAACCGCUUUCCCGAACCCACCGAGUACGUGGUUAUCUCUGACGGUGUAGCAGUGGAUACCCACAAACCCGAGUGGCAGGUCGUCAGCACAACUUCGGCUGGAAAUGCUCUGAUGCACGGAGAGGAGUGGAUGCAGUAA
Molecule: messenger RNA, 3327 nt
Organism: Mesocestoides corti
Lineage: Eukaryota; Metazoa; Platyhelminthes; Cestoda; Cyclophyllidea; Mesocestoididae
Source: the annotation of a GenBank genome assembly